Molecule: messenger RNA, 2782 nt
Organism: Pollicipes pollicipes
Lineage: Eukaryota; Metazoa; Arthropoda; Thecostraca; Pollicipedomorpha; Pollicipedidae
Exons: 15
Coding region: 105-2147 (680 amino acids)
Biological process (GO): receptor guanylyl cyclase signaling pathway; intracellular signal transduction; cGMP biosynthetic process
Cellular component (GO): plasma membrane
Molecular function (GO): guanylate cyclase activity; adenylate cyclase activity; peptide receptor activity
Source: RefSeq, a predicted model, not a curated record
CGCAGGUCGAUCCCGCCUUCUGGCCGCGCCGGACGAGCCGAGCAUGGGACGCAGCGCGACCUGACGGUCUGGGCUGCCGGACCAGCCCGCACAGAGCCCGCGGCAUGGCUCCGGUGGCCCUGCACAAGAUGGAGCAGAGAGAUGCUGACAGCGAGUCGAGCAGGAGCAAGAAGUCGUUCAGCUCUGGCACGCUGUCGCUCUACAGCUUCCAGGGGGAGCGGACAUGCUCGUUCAAUCCGAACACGCGCCACGGACGUCGGAUGUACGUCAUACAGAUGCUCGUGCUGCCGUUUAUUCCCAUCUUUGCGCUUAUCGUCCAGAACAUUUACACAAUGACAACAGCCAUCCAGCACCAGCAGAAGAUGGAAAAUCUAAAGCAUACGAUCGAAGGAACCACCGACUUGGGCUUGCUGCUGACCGCACUGCAGAUGGAGCGGGCUGAAGUCGCCUUCCUCAUCUUCACCAGCGGGACUACAUCCGACCUGGCCGACAGCCUGGCCGAAUACCGAGCCGUCCCUGAGAGCCCGAGUGACAUGUCGACGGUGGCUGGUUGGACCGCGGAACCAGUCAAGGCCAGCGAUGGGAUACGGCGGGCGUUCGAAACGACGGACAACGCGCUGGAGAGGACGACCGGCUGGGAAGACCUGGCCCGCCUGGUCAGCCGGCCCCGUAACAACCGCAUGUUCACCUCCAAGCUCCGCUUCAGGAUCAGGCUGGAGGACCUCAGGCGGACAGUGUUUAAUGAGCCGAGCUCGACCCGACGCCAGGUGCAGUGGUACGAUCACGCUAACAGCUGGCUGCUGGACGUGCUGGCCCGCCGCGUCACCGCCCGCCGAUGGACCACGGGCGCCACCAGUUCGCUGCUGGCGUAUAUCAACAUCCUGCGGGCGAUCGAGCACUUCGGCGUGAUGUUGGUGCUCGGUCUGCGCUACCUCCACUUGGACCGGCUUCCCACGCUCCUCCUAGCGACUGCUGUGCGCUCCGACACCCUCUUCUGGGAGUACAUCAACAACACGCGCGUCUUCUCUGCCGAGAUGUCCGAGAGUAUCCACAGUAUCUUCGACAGCUAUGAGGGCAUGCAGACUUUCACCACAGUACGAGACGGCAUCGUCUCCAACGAGCCCGCGGCCAGUAUGGGCGUGACAUCUCUCAAGUACUUUGAGGACGUCACGAAUCUGGUGGUUCGCCUGCGGAAGGUUCAGCAGAAGCUGCGCGAUAUCAUCGAAAUAAACACCACGGCCCAGAUGGAGUCAGCCCGUCAGCAGCAGAUCGUGACGGCCAGCCUGCUCGUGCUCAUCCUUAUCCUCUCACCCAUUAUCAUACUGAUGACGCGCACCGCUGCUGUGGCCAUGGAGACGUUCACGGAGGCUCUGGCGGAGAAGACGGUGGAGGUGCGGCGCGAGAAGCGGAAGGCGGAUCGGCUGCUGUACCAGAUGCUGCCACGCCAAGUGGCACUACAGCUCAAGGGCCGCCUGCAGGUGCCGGCCGAGUCGUUCGAAUCCGUCACCAUCUACUUCAGCGACAUCGUCGGCUUCACCAGCAUCUCGGCAAAAAGCUCACCCAUUCAGGUGGUGACGUUUCUGAACCGGCUGUACAGGAUCUUCGACAACAGGAUCGACCGAUACGACGUGUACAAGGUGGAAACGAUCGGGGACGCCUACAUGUGCGUCUCCGGACUGCCCGUCAGAAACGGAGAGCGUCACGUCACAGAGGUGGCAGACAUGUCGCUGGAGCUGAUCGCCGCCGUGUGCAAGUUCCAUGUGCCGCACCUUCCCGGCCAUCUAGUGGAGAUUCGCAUCGGGAUCAACACGGGCCCGUGUGUGGCAGGCGUGGUCGGCACGAAGAUGCCCCGGUACUGCCUGUUCGGGGAUGCCGUGAACGUGGCAUCACGAAUGGAGUCGACGGGAGAGCCCAUGAAGAUACACCUUACACAGACAACAUAUGAAUACCUGGAACGGGUAGGGAGCUACGAAAUGCAGUUUCGAGACAACAUCGAUGUGAAGGGAAAAGGCGCGAUGGCAACCUAUUGGCUGGUCAGCAAGUUUGGCAGGAUUCCACGGAACGUCGAAAUCACAGCACCCAGCUAUUUGGACAAUGAUGAAGAGCCGGACUUCAUGAAGUCGGACUAUUGGGAUCGAGACGAUUGAUUGUGCUUCUUGAAGUCGCGCUACUGGGAUCGAGAGAACUGAUUGAGAUAAAUUAACUCGGAAUGAGGGAAGGUAGGGGACUGAUUGAGUUUCAUGAAGUCGAACUGCCGGAAGCGAGAGGAUUAAUCUAGCUUCCUACGAUAUGCGCCUGAAUUUGUUCAUGAUCUCAAAGUAACAAAUGCACAGCUUGGAGCUUUAUCUUGAUAUAUUGUUUGGCGUUUUGCCAGCUCAUUAUAUAGACAUGCGUAUGUCACCUGACCGCUAAUCGAGGUCACGGUCUUCACAUUGCCGCGGCUAUUGGGAAAUGAAGUCAUUGCAUAGUGCGAACAGUGCUGUCCAAUAUGUUAUUUACCGUGGCCGGUGUAGGGCUUGACUUUUCUCGAUUUUUAGAAAUAUCUGAACACGAGGUCCGGGGCCAAGUUACCCCAUAUUUGUGAAACCCAAGGUAGAAAUGAGACUGCACCGGUCAGAGAUCAGUAGAGCAUGCAUCUCCUACACGUAUUACGUGGAUAAGACAGUAGUAUUAGCCAUAUUCCUCCGAGAAAAAAAGCUAGGAGAGCGGAGAUCUAGUUGUGUUGACAUUUCGGCAACAUGUCUUUAUCGAAACAAUAGCAGAAUUUGACUUCUAGACUUCU